AUGUCAGCUGGAGGAGAUUUGGGGAACCCCCUGAGGAAAUUUAAACUCGUAUUUUUGGGAGAGCAGAGCGUGGGGAAAACAUCUCUCAUCACUAGAUUCAUGUAUGACAGUUUCGACAACACAUAUCAGGCGACCAUCGGAAUAGACUUCCUAUCAAAGACGAUGUACCUGGAAGACCGAACAGUAAGGCUGCAGCUGUGGGAUACUGCAGGACAAGAGCGUUUCCGGAGCCUCAUCCCUAGCUACAUACGAGACUCUACAGUAGCUGUGGUCGUCUAUGACAUUACAAAUGUUAACUCUUUCCAGCAGACCUGCAAAUGGAUUGAUGAUGUUAGGACAGAGAGAGGAAGUGAUGUCAUAAUCAUGCUAGUUGGCAACAAAACAGAUCUGGAGGAGAAGAGGCAAAUCACGAUUGAGGAAGGAGAGCAGAGAGCCAAAGAACUGAACGUCAUGUUCAUCGAGACCAGUGCCAAGACAGGCUGCAAUGUCAAACAGCUGUUUCGUCGGGUUGCAGCAGCCCUUCCUGGAAUGGAAAGCUUGGACGAUGCAAAUCCUGAAGGCAUGAUUGACAUCAAGCUCGACAAACCAGCAGAGCCGACUGUCCCCGAAGGCGGAUGCUCAUGUUAA
Messenger RNA from Scomber scombrus (Atlantic mackerel), 627 nucleotides. It is a transcript of the gene rab6bb, whose product is annotated as RAB6B, member RAS oncogene family b. Gene Ontology annotation, molecular function: GTP binding; GTPase activity. The record is from RefSeq and is a predicted model, not a curated record. Lineage: Eukaryota; Metazoa; Chordata; Actinopteri; Scombriformes; Scombridae. The coding region runs from base 1 to 627 and encodes 208 amino acids. The transcript is spliced from 8 exons.